This is a messenger RNA of Durusdinium trenchii, 1811 nucleotides long. The record is from the annotation of a GenBank genome assembly. NCBI's taxonomy places the organism in Eukaryota, Dinophyceae, Suessiales, Symbiodiniaceae.
UGGCUCCAGUCACCUUUUGCGGACGCCACACCAGUUGGAUCUCCAAAGUUGAGAGUCGUCCAUGAUACGCUGUUGGCAUCGAUGGUUGUUUUUCCUGGCUUUGUCCAUGGCGGAACGCUGUGAAGAGGACAGCUCGUUGCUUCAGACACGAUCCGAUGGAGCUCUACAAUCGGGGCAACGGCCAUGCGAAGCGGAGCUACGACCAUGCAUGUUCAAGCUUUGCAUGCCAAAUGAUGUCCAAACACGCCGAGAGAAAAAAGACAAAAAGGUAACCUGGACCCUUCUAACUUCGAACUCACCCCAGAUAUAUAUAUCCUCAAGAACCACCUGUUUAGAACCUGUGGCUCCCUCAGGCAAUGUUAUGCCAAUGGUGUCCAGUGUCCAGGAUUGUUUCCGAGAUCUGACUCUUCAACUGUGACUUUCAACAUGACCUCCUUGUGCGUCCAUGCUUUCGGCUUGUGAGGAUCUGAAUGCUAUCAAUGGUGAGGGAUGGUGGAUGGUGGACGUCACUGUAUUUCCACUCGGUGAUUCCACUUGGCACACAUCCUUUGGGAAUGUUGGAAAAAACAGACCGAAGCCUCAGAACUCAACGAUCGUCAACGAGUGCUACAUUGAGAUACAUGGAGUAAAUGGCUCAGUCAACAACCCCAGGUCAACUCAACUUAGAUGGAGUAUUCUGGAACUGUGUUUGUUAAGCCUAUGUACUGGGAUGCUCAAGACCCUGACUUCUCAGAGGACCAUGAACCCCGCUUUUCAGGACCUCAAUGCCCUGAGCUUCACCAGCCUCAGUUGCAAAGGUUUUAGCUGCAGUGGUGUUCAAGUGGAGCUGACCCAAGACUUGCACUGCACCUCCGACUCCACGAACCCGCCCGCCACCUGUGGCCACGGCAACUUCUCCUUCGUGGCGGAUCAGAUGCGAAGGGAACAUGUGGUCAAGUGUGGCGGCUCCGCAUGUUAUGCUGCCGACUUCAGCUUCGUUUCCUCCAACAUUCGCUUUACCUGCGACUCCAACGGCUUUGACUCUUCGGGUGCUUGCAACAGGUCCAGCAUUGCAUUGUUGGAAUCCAAGACGUGCUUGGACCUCAUUUGCGGCGAGAAUGAUUGCAAAGGUGAGGGCUUGGACCAGAUUCGUGUACGCAUCACUGACCCAGAAACCUCCAAGUGCUACUACCAGGGCCCGGAGCAUCGACGACCCAGCAUGUGUACUGCCACGAAGUCCCAUCAGUGCCCAACAACUUCGCGAGCACGACCGUGCUGCAAAGACGCUGAAGAGACGGAUUGUGCAGAAUGCUGCACCAUCAGGAGCUUAGGGUCAGGAUUUAUACAAGCAAUUGCCAGAGAACGCGCAAUGGGCACAGAUACCAUCACAGCCACUCCCACAACGACCAUGUAUACCUCCAUUACCCAGAUACUACUGAGAACCACCAGCUCUACAUCUGCCGCCACCACCAUCACACAGAUCCAACUGACCACCACCACCAGCACAGCACCCCCCACCACUGCAGCUCCAACGCCGCGUCGUGAACGACGCGCCAAACGCCGAGCGCAGCGGCGACAGCAGCGCCAGGCGAGGAGGCGGUGACAGCCGGGCCCACGGAAGCUUCCAAAGCUUCAGUGACCGAAAGGGGACGGUUCGACCGAAAGAACCCGCCUAUAUACCCCCCCAAAAAAGAAGGUUCCUUGCUUUGAAGGUGAAGGAGGUCCCCCAGUAUGGGCCCUCCUACGUUCGAUUGAGCGAGUGAAGAGGAUCAAUGCACCGGACUUCCCACAAGUGGACGCGAGAAAAGGCGAGGCUUGCUGCUCCAGUCCCU